Cuscuta europaea is the source of this 1758-nucleotide messenger RNA. The record is from the annotation of a GenBank genome assembly. Lineage: Eukaryota; Viridiplantae; Streptophyta; Magnoliopsida; Solanales; Convolvulaceae.
AAACAAUUCAUUUAAAAAAUGUAAACUUUUAUUUACAAUAGUUCAUGUAUCUGCAAGUGUACAACCGUCCAUUUCCAAUUUCUAUUCCCGGAAAUGGGAUUAACUCAAACACCUGAAUUCCUGAACUCCGGAGAUCGGAGCGAUCUUUUUGUAGUUUAGGCGCGCGAGCGGCGAGCCUAACACCUGCAUCCCCCUGAGCAAAGCCGGCAGAAUAGCUUGGACUGAUCACUGAUAGUCUGCGCCCGAGUCGCGUCGUAUUCAUCCAGAUUUUUAACUCAGCCGUUGGCCCGUUUCGUCAGAAAUGCUAAGCCGGGGAUCGAAUGCUCGGCUUUCCGGGAUUUCGGUCCGAUCGCCGAUUUCUUCUCUUAUGCUUGCCAUGUUCUCCACCAUGGCAUCUCUGUACGUCGCCGGCCGUUUAUGGAUAGAUGCGGAAAAUCGAGUUUACUUAACAAAAGAGCUUGAUCGGAUAACUGGACAGGGACAUUCUGCCAUCUCUGUUGACGACACUUGGAAGGUCAUAGACUGCAGGGAACAGAUGAAGACACUUUCAUCCUUGGAAAUGGAGCUAUCAGCUGCUAGACAGGAGGGUUUCGUUCCUAAAGAGUUAUCAGACGUGAAUGGUAAUACUAAGAAAAGGCCUUUGGUUGUGAUUGGGAUUUUUACUAGAUUUGGGCGCAAAAAUGACAGAGAUUCUAUUCGCAAGGCGUGGAUGUCCACAGGUGCAGUCUUGAAAAAGAUGGAAGAUGAGAUGGGUGUUAUUGCUCGAUUUGUCAUUGGCAGAAGUUCAAAUGGCGGGGGCAGCUUGGACAGAAGUAUUGACAACGAAAACAAAGAAACCAAUGACUUUUUCAUUCUUGAAGACCAUGUUGAGGCACCUGAAGAAAUCUCAAAGAAGACAAAAAUGUUUUUUGCCCAUGCAGCUGAUAGGUGGAUCGCUGAUUUUUAUGCCAAAGUAAAUGAUGAUGUUUACGUAAAUAUUGAUGCCUUAGGGAACACACUUGCAACAUAUGUGAACAAGCCUCGUGUAUAUGUUGGGUGUAUGAAGUCUGGUGAAGUCUUUUCCGAGAAGGGCCAUAAAUGGUUUGAACCAGAUUGGUGGAAAUUUGGUGAUGGGAAAACGUAUUUCCGUCAUGCUUCUGGGGAGAUGAUUGUUAUAUCACGAGCAUUGGCUAAAUACAUAUCGAUAAAUAGAUUCAUCCUUCGUACAUAUGCACAUGAUGAUGUCACUGUCGGGUCUUGGUUCAUUGGUGCUGAUGUCAAGCACGUGGAUGAUAAGAAGUUUUGUUGUUCUUCUUGGUCUGCAGGGUCCAUCUGUUCGGGCGUAUAACUUUUCUAACUGGAGGAUAUUUGAAACUUUGUCAUUUUAUGACUCUCACUAUUCUUUAUACCUGAAAGAGAUUGGGCCGAUAUUGGGACUUGGAGAGUUAUUCUCAGACCAGUCUCAGUAAUGGCAUCUCUAAUACACAGAUGUAUAGCCAUCAUAGUAGUGUUCAUUGAAUUAAAUUCAAUGAAAGUAGCGAAGCACGAGAUGACAUACGACGAAAAUGUUCCUUAUGUAGCUGUUUUAGAACUAUGGGAUUUUUAAGUGGCAACUAAGUACAUACUAUGGGAUUUUAGCCAGUUCAAGUGUAUGUUCAAAACUAUCAGGUAUAAUAAUUAUGGAGUACAUUAAUAUGAGCUUUUUUGUAUUUGUACUUGAGGUGCUAUUGUAGACAAACCUAAUGUCACAUAUUUACUCUACUCAUGAUUUAAUUCGUC